GCAGGGAUUCAUACAGAGAGAGAGAGACUGAGAGAGUGAAAAAGAGAGGCAGAGUGGGUGUGUGUGCUAACGAGCCAAGGUCUUUUCAGAGCUAAACAUAGCGAGGUUGGCAGCAGUGUCAGUGUACAGUAGAUGUGACUCGUAUUUGCCAGCGCUGUUUGAGGCCAGCAACUCUUCUCGCUAUGCAUAUUCUACACUCGCACUGCGUCAUAAGGUGGAUCGAUGGCCCGAAAAGGAAAAGAAAGAACAGUUCAUGCUCGGUGAAGAGCAUGUCUGAAAUGAAUGGAUACGGACAGACUGGGUCAGAGAGUACAGGGUACAUCCCCAGCUACCUGGAGAAGGAUGAACCGUGCGUGGUGUGUGGAGACAAGGCCACUGGCUACCACUACCGCUGCAUCACCUGUGAGGGCUGCAAGGGUUUCUUUCGGCGGACAAUUCAGAAGAAUCUCCACCCCGCCUACUCCUGUAAGUACGAUGGCUGCUGCAUCAUCGACAAGAUCACCCGCAACCAGUGCCAGCUGUGCCGCUUCAAGAAGUGCAUCGCAGUGGGCAUGGCCAUGGACCUCGUCCUGGACGACUCUAAGCGGGUGGCCAAGCGGCGUCUGAUCGAGGAGAACCGGGAGAAGAGGAAGAAGGAGGAGAUGGUGAAAACUCUGCAGAACCGGCCGGAGCCCACCGGCUCAGAGUGGGAGCUGAUCCGCAUGCUGACCGAGGCCCACCGUCACACCAACGCACAGGGCUCCCACUGGAAACAGAAACGCAAGUUCCUGCCGGAGGACAUAGGUCAGUCUCCCGUGGCCCCCACGUCGGACGGAGACAAGGUGGACCUGGAGGCCUUCAGUGAGUUCACCAAGAUUAUCACCCCCGCCAUCACCCGCGUCGUCGACUUUGCCAAAAAACUUCCCAUGUUCUCGGGGCUGCCUUGUGAGGACCAGAUCAUCCUAUUAAAAGGCUGCUGUAUGGAGAUCAUGUCACUACGCGCCGCCGUGCGUUACGACGCAGAGAGCGAGACGCUGACCCUGAGCGGCGAGAUGGCGGUCAAGCGGGAGCAGCUGAAGAAUGGCGGCUUGGGCGUGGUGUCGGACGCCAUCUUCGACCUGGGCAAGAGCCUGGCGCAGUUCAAUCUGGAUGACACGGAGGUGGCGCUGCUGCAGGCUGUGCUGCUCAUGAGCUCAGACCGCUCGGGCCUCACGAGCAGCGACAAGAUCGAGAAGUGCCAGGAGACCUACCUGCUGGCGUUUGAACACUACAUCAACUACCGCAAACACAACAUUCCCCACUUCUGGCCUAAGCUGCUGAUGAAGGUGACGGACCUGCGUAUGAUCGGGGCGUGCCAUGCCAGCCGCUUCCUCCACAUGAAGGUGGAGUGCCCAACUGAACUUUUCCCCCCGCUCUUCCUGGAGGUCUUCGAGGACCAGGAAGUGUGAGUGGCGCCCCCCCCCCCGCUGCCGAAUAGUAGUGGGGCGACUUGGGAAAGGAAUGGCAGUUUUUCUGGAGCGGGGAAGGGUUUUGGCAGGACUUGUGUUUCUCCGACAUUUACGUGGUAAACAACAAACAACAGGCAACAACCACACACCAGCAGCAGGAGUCAAACAAACAAUGAUUUUUGCUUUUAACCAACCACCUCUUCAUACCCGUUUUGGGGAAUCAGUUUGGCGGCCCUCCCUGUCUGAGCAGUCUUAUCCAGUGGGAGUUGCAUCCCUUUGCCAAGGCACGCGCACGCACACACACUCUAGGUCCCUUCCCAGAUCCCUAUUGGAGGCACCUCAUUUGUCACUCGCCACUAGAUGGUGGUCUUCACAGCUUUGCACCUGUUUGACAUGAUAGCAACCAUGUUUUAAACUGGUCCGCUAAUUUCAGUCUCAGAAUUUGUGUAAAACAAUAAUUCAGGAGACGCUGUCACACACAAACAGAGGUCCUGAGCGUGUGCCGUAUAGCGCCUACCGUAGAGCAAAGCGACCAGUACCUACUAUCACCUCCCAACACAACUGAGCCAUGAGCGUGAUCAUGUUUGAAACAAGUCAGGUGCUAUAUUUAUAAGUCUCCUUUAUUUGUCUGAAAUGUGUAAAACUACAGACCAUGGCUCCGUAUCUACCUUCAGUUCUGUCAUUAGGCCGGUUCCUGUGACACACACACACACACACACACACACACACACACUGGGCAGACGUGCCUUGUCAUUGCCUGUGCUGCUGGUGCCAGCAGUAGACCCUCUUAUGAAUGACAAUUGAGCCCUUCUCUCUCCAAGGAAAGUCAUCGCAGUGAAGGAAAGAGGGGAAGAUGGAAGGGGGCCCACUGACGGGAGAGUUCUCAGAGGAGUAAGAGUGAAGGAGAAGAGGGGAGGAAUAGGAUGAGAGAGAGAGAGUUAAAUCGCUGGCAAGUAGAUUCAGUGGCUGGAGACUGAACAGUAUCCAUAUAGACCCCUGUCUGAAUAGCAGUGAACAAGGCAGGCAACUCAUGUCUCUCUCACACACACACACACACACAUCCUCACCUCAGAAACUCAAAAAAUGCCAUGUUUACUGUGCACAUUGCAGUGAUGUAGCCCUGACCUGCAGGGUAAAUUAGUCCAAGUCUGCGCCUGUGUGACUCAGCUCAGUAUGGCCCCUCCAAGCUUCCAUACUCAGUUGUUAGUGUAGCGGUCACUGAGAAAGGGCUAGGUCAAUGACGUCUGCCAUUUACCUCAAAGUGGGCACACCCUCAAGGCUGGGGCGCCGCCAGGCUCUACCUCACCUCUGGACACAGGGCAGCAGCCUCCAGCCUCCUCACCCACCCAUCUACCCACACACACACACA
Molecule: messenger RNA, 2796 nt
Organism: Salvelinus sp. IW2-2015
Lineage: Eukaryota; Metazoa; Chordata; Actinopteri; Salmoniformes; Salmonidae
Product: thyroid hormone receptor alpha-B
Biological process (GO): retinoic acid receptor signaling pathway; positive regulation of transcription by RNA polymerase II; thyroid hormone receptor signaling pathway
Molecular function (GO): zinc ion binding; RNA polymerase II cis-regulatory region sequence-specific DNA binding; nuclear receptor activity
Source: RefSeq, a predicted model, not a curated record